Molecule: messenger RNA, 1022 nt
Organism: Drosophila takahashii
Lineage: Eukaryota; Metazoa; Arthropoda; Insecta; Diptera; Drosophilidae
Product: hydroxysteroid dehydrogenase-like protein 1
Cellular component (GO): endoplasmic reticulum
Molecular function (GO): oxidoreductase activity
Source: RefSeq, a predicted model, not a curated record
AGUUUUGGAAGUGAGCAUUUACACGCUGCUCAGGAUGGCGUUUAUUUGGCAGCUGAUCUCCGCGGCCAUCUAUAUAGUGGGAUCGCUCACCAUAGCCGCAUUCCUGUACGACAACCUGAAGUCCUUGAUCAGCAUCAUCAAGGCUGUUCUGGAACCCUUCUUUCAGCCACAAUUGCCAAGGUCUUUGGUGGAGAAAUUCGGUCAAUGGGCAGUGGUGACUGGUGCUACCGAUGGCAUUGGAAAGGAAUACGCCAGGGAACUCGCUCGUCAGGGUCUCAACUUGGUACUCAUUUCGAGGACGAAGGAAAAGCUGAUUGCUGUCUCCAAUGAGAUUGAAAGCCAAUACAAAGUGAAGAUCAAGUGGAUUGUUGCAGAUUUCGCCAAGGGACGCGAGGCGUACGAUCACAUAGAAAAAGAACUGGUUGGAAUUGACGUUGGCAUUUUGGUAAACAAUGUGGGCAUGGCCAUUGAAUCCGAUACCUUUGAUCAGAUUCCGGAGGAUCUGCUGUGGGAUCUUCUCACCGUCAACAUGGGAUCGGUUACCAUGCUCACCCGCAAGAUUCUUCCCCAGAUGAUUGCCCGCCGCAAGGGUGCCAUUGUCAACCUGGGAUCCUCCUCGGAACUGCAGCCCUUCCCCUACAUGACCGUUUAUGCGGCCAGCAAGAAGUUCAUGACCUUCUUUUCCAAGGGCCUGGAGGCGGAGGUGGCCGAGCACAAUAUCCAUGUCCAGCUGGUGAUGCCCGGCUUUGUGAGAACCAAUAUGACUGCCUCGGCCAGUAAGGUGAUCCAGGAAGGGCUGCUUUUCCCCAAAGCCUAUACCUUUUCCCGCUCCGCCGUCUUUACACUGGGAAAAACGAGCGAGACGAACGGUUUCUGGACCCAUUCGGUUCAGUACGCAAUCGCAAAGCUGGCUCCCCAGCCGAUACUCACAUACGUUUUCCAUAGACUUUUCAAGCGAAUGAGCCUUGCAAGGCUCGAGCAAAAACAAAAGAAACCGGACCUGUUGUAACUUUUGAGGCUAU